AUGCAACGCGAAAAAAUUCCAAAAAUUAUUAUUAUCGGUGCAGGCCCAGGAGGACUUGCUCUUUAUCAUGCAUUGAUAAAGAACAAAGAUAAAAAAGAAUUCGAUGUAAAAAUCUUCGAAAGGGAUUCUAGUCCAAGGGAACGAUGGCAAGGAUAUCAUAUAGUGUUGAACUAUCCCGGAAUUCGAUCGCUUUUGAAUUGUGUGCCAUCUUCGAUCAAUUCAAACCUUCAAAAAGCGAUUCCAAAUCCACUUCCCGGCGUAGAAUUUCAUGGAGCAACACUUUUCGAUAAUAAAGGAAAACUUAUAUUACAUCCACCAUCUAUUCAAUUUAAAGACUUUAACGAACUUGUAAAAGUUGAUGAUGAAUAUUCCGUGUUGAUUGCUUAUCGAGAUAGACUUAGAGAUGUAUUAUUAGAAAGUGUACCGGUUACUUGGGGAAAAAAAUGCAUUGGAUACGAAGAAACUAAAGAUGGUGUUUGGGCAAUGUUUGAUGAUGGUUCACAAGAAUUUUGUGAUAUUUUAGUUGGCGCAGAUGGAAUUUAUUCUCCAAUUCGAAAACAGAGACUACCCGAAUUACAAAUUUUCAAUUUUGGAUUAACAAAUGUCAAUCUCGGAUUACAUGGUGAUUCGUCAUCGCUUCUUUUUCGUCUAAUUCCAAUCGAGCAAGAGCCAGGUUACGAGAAUAAAAACAAUUCUAAUGAGCUUCAUUACAGAUUAACCUUGAAUUAUUCGUAUCCCACAAAAUUAGACGACCGUGAAUCCGUUCAAAUCAAAGUUGAUGAUAAUGAUUCUGCAUCUGACAUUGAACAUGUCAAGCAGAUGGUUCGAAAUUUUGGAUCAAAAUGCGAAUUUAAUGAUUUUAUAUUAGAAUUUUGGGACUUGGUUCCUAAAUCAGCUCCAAAUGAUCCAGAAAAGUUUAAAUUUAAAACUUAUAAUCCGACACGACGAAGACAAUAUCAAGAUAUUAAUCCGUCAUCUAUUCAACCUUGGACAAGUAGUCGAGUAACAUUAUUAGGAGAUGCUGUUCAUGCUAUGAAUCCUGUACAUGGAUUGGGAAUAAAUAAUGCUUUCCAAGAUGCCGAUCUACUCUCUCAAGCACUAAUUAAUUAUUCAUCAGAAGAUCCUAUUUCCUGCAUUCAAGGAUAUGAAAAAGAAAUGCGAAAAAGAUCAACCGUCGACGUGUUAAAAUCUAGAUCUAUGGCAUUGCGAUUGUCCACUCCUGUUGGUCGUAUUAAAGCCAUUAUUAGAAAUUAUGGUUUUAAGGUUAUAAAUUUCUUUAUCAACUUUUAA
Molecule: messenger RNA, 1290 nt
Organism: Funneliformis caledonium
Lineage: Eukaryota; Fungi; Glomeromycota; Glomeromycetes; Glomerales; Glomeraceae
Source: the annotation of a GenBank genome assembly